AUGUCUGGUGCGGAGGCGAUUGCGACAUUUGCGCUUGUGUGCAAUAUCUUGCAGACGAUCGAGCUGGGCUUCAAAGCAGCUUCAAUCUGCAAAAACAUUUACAAGACCGGUUCCUCGGACCCCGACGAAGACAUAGAUGAGAAGCGGCUGGCCCAGAUUUCGGAAGAUACUCUUGCCACAGCAGAAAAGCUCAAAGUCAUCCUAGAGAAACCAGCGGCGGCCCAGGGGAGAAAAUUAGAUUCCAUAAAGUGGGGUUUGCACAGAGCACUCAAGAAGGGCGAUGUGGACAAGCUUGAUCGGCACCUGAAGAAGCAGAAGGCAGUCCUGGAGACCGGCUUGCUUUCACGCAUCUGCACUCAAAGCGAGGCUCAUAAGAUCGAGAUGAGCACCGAAUUUUCUCAUCUAUCUGGAGCGCUCCAGGGCUUUGUGAAAGGAAUCUCAGACGGUCAAAAUGACCUGCAACGGCUUGUUCAGACCAGUGCAAAGGAGACGCAGACCAAAAUGACCCAGCAUAUGGACAAGUUGAACUUGAGCUCAGAUGAUAAGGCACGACGAGACAAGAUUUUGAGUAGCCUGAAAGCUCCUAAGCUGAACAGCCGGCGAACGAGAAUCGACGAGCCACAUGAGAGCACAUUUGCCUGGAUUUUCCAGUCUGAAUGGACUGGCUACACCACAAAUACCUGGACUGGGCGGAAGCAGUAUACGCAGCCAAAUACCUUUCCGCAGUGGUGCCAAGAUGUUACGGCCAAGAUAUUCUGGAUGAAUGGGAAGGCCGGGUCGGGGAAAAGCACUCUGAUGAAACAUUUGGUUGACAGUGAAGACACCCAAAGGCUUCUGAACAGCACUUCUCCAAACACACUUAUUUUGAGCAAUCAACCUCAUUUCAUACCUACGAUGUCGACCGCAAACCUCAUGCAGAAGGACGAACCCGAUGACUGGUCCCCUCAGGAGCUUCAAAAUACAAUCCUUGAGACAGUCAAGACACUGGGGCGUCCAGUGUGCAUUUUCCUUGACGGCCUGGAUGAGAUUGGAGACGAUGGUCCCGACAAGCUGCUGGCGCUUAUUGAGGUCUUGCUCGCAGACAAGAAUAUACGAUUAUGCGUAUCGAGCCGCCCGGAUCCUGCCUUUCACAAGCGGUUUGGGCUUUUAGAUGCGGUUUGCGACAAGGCCAAUGGUGUAUUUCUCUGGGUAUCAUUGGCUUUGAAAGCCAUGGGAGAGGGAGUUGUCCGUGACGAUGACCAGGAUCAACUGAUGAGACGCUUGGAAGCUUUACCCCGUGAGCUCAAAAGCCUCUAUCAAGAGAUGUGGGACAGGGAGAACGGCGAGCAUGAAUCCUACCGCAAAGAUGCAGCACUUUGGCUCAACCUUAUGCUUGAGGGCGAAGACAUAGUCCCGUGGCACACAUUGUCAGUCUGGCACUUUCUCCUUGUCCGCAAGACUGAGUAUCUCGACAAGAUAUUUGACAGUCCCGCACCACUGGAGCAAAUAAAGACCUAUUCACGGGAAUUAUUAAACACGAAGCGUCAGUUGGAGUCACGUUGUGCUGGUCUCCUCGAAGUGAGAACCGACGAAAACACGAAUCACCUGGUGGUAUCCUUCAUUCAUCGAUCAGCCAAGGAGUUCCUCAUGAACAGCAACAGAGAGAUACUAGGAUACGACCAAACAACCCCGGAAUUCAGGAUGUUUGUCUUGUUGAAGUCCUGCAUCGUCAUUCCUGAAAGUUACAGCAAGUUGUACCUGACAGUCCCUCCGGGCGUGGGCGAAAUUUCUGGAGCAGCUCCUUGUCGGGAAGUCCACCCUGAUUAUGAUGAGACUGGCUUGGACCCAUCAAAACCCAGAGCUCAACCUGGCAUAACUAUGCCAGACUAUCAAUGGUAUUGUGGCCACCUUCGAAUGCUGAAGAAAGACGGUCAUCUUGAUUCGGAAAUGAUGAUCAAGCUCUUUCAAGCCACCAAGAAGAUAUUUGACCACACGGAUCAGAUGCAUGUGCGUUGCGACUUCGUUGCUCUAGCAGCCAGUCAAGGAAUGUGGGAGUAUGUCUAUGCAGUUAUGGAGGAUUUCAGGGCCAACAGCCCUAACGGAAAGAUCUCAACGACAUACAGUACCUAUCUCUUUUGCGCCUCGUUCGGAAUUCCGGGUGCGCCUACACACACCUACGUUUCUUCUAGCGAGGACAGAAUGAGGAUCUCGCGCAUGAUGCAGAAGCAUGGUAUCGACCUAGAUCACAAAUGCAUCGAAAGUCAAUAUUUUGAAAGUCGCGUAAUCCCAGUGGGUCGACCACAGAUCGCAUUACUUCGGUCACCCCAAAUGCUGGUGAUCCUUAGGAUCAUUCAGGAAAGGGAUGAUCUCGAGGAUAGGCGAAGUGCCCUAGAGGUCCUUGCAUCCAUCGUCGUGCAUGGCUAUGAUCUUGAUGAGAAAACAUUGAUCAUACCUCAAUGGGAUGAUGCCUUGGAAGAAAUCUAUGUUGGAACCCUCCCAUUCAUUGCGCAACACGGACAAAGCGCGGCUAUGUUUAAGUCUCCACUUCUCGCUACGCGGCUGCGGGAGGUCAUAAGCCGUGUCAAAUGGGAGCCUCUUACAGACCAUGAGGAAUACGAAAGGCUCAAGCUCGUUGGAAAUUUUGUACCUGUGGAUGCCGACAUCUGCAAAGUGCCAAAGCCUUUCUAA
Diaporthe batatas is the source of this 2667-nucleotide messenger RNA. RefSeq lists its product as uncharacterized. The record is from RefSeq and is a predicted model, not a curated record. The coding region runs from base 1 to 2667 and encodes 888 amino acids. NCBI's taxonomy places the organism in Eukaryota, Fungi, Ascomycota, Sordariomycetes, Diaporthales, Diaporthaceae. The transcript has 6 exons.